Molecule: messenger RNA, 3236 nt
Organism: Phyllopteryx taeniolatus (common seadragon)
Lineage: Eukaryota; Metazoa; Chordata; Actinopteri; Syngnathiformes; Syngnathidae
Gene: zdhhc3a
Product: zinc finger DHHC-type palmitoyltransferase 3a
Exons: 8
Coding region: 312-1457 (381 amino acids)
Biological process (GO): protein targeting to membrane; peptidyl-L-cysteine S-palmitoylation
Cellular component (GO): Golgi apparatus; endoplasmic reticulum
Molecular function (GO): protein-cysteine S-palmitoyltransferase activity
Source: RefSeq, a predicted model, not a curated record
UCGUUUGCCUAACUGCCAUCAAACACCAAUGAAGAAGAAAUCGAAACAAGGCAGCCAGUCAGGCUGCAAGUGUUAGCAGCAAGCUAGGAAUGGCGCAAGAGAUAUUCACACUUCAGAUCAAAAGAAAUUAUGUAAAAUAAAAUAAACUAAUGCAGUAUGACAGUAGCCAGAUGUUCCCGGGGGACCGUCGCUUGUAUAUUGAAGCCAACAUAACUGAAGCAAAAUUGCGAAUUAAUAUAAUGUGGUGAACAGGACUGGAGCCGAAAGGGACAGUGGGACCAGCAUCAGCAGGUUUCUAGCAUAGAUGAAGCAUGAAGAGCCCAGUGCACAGAUGCAGGGACGUGGAGCAUGGCCGUGGGCAAGCUUGGGCAGGAUCCAGUUUCUUACAGCCAGAGCAACGCAUCCCUAUCUCCAAAGAUGCCAUCACUUCCUCGUCUGCCUCUGCCAUGUGGUUCAUCAAGGACGCCUGUGGCAUCAUUUGUGCCAUCAUCACGUGGCUGCUGGUUUUUUAUGCAGAGUUUGUGGUGUUGUUUGUAAUGCUGCUGCCCUCCAAGAAUCUGACAUACAGCAUUGUCAAUGGGUCACUGUUCAAUGUUCUGACCUUUCUUGCCCUCGCCUCACACCUCAGAGCCAUGUGCACUGACCCUGGGGCAGUGCCCAAAGGCAAUGCAACAAAGGAAUACAUAGAAAGCCUUCAGCUGAAACCAGGACAGGUGGUCUACAAAUGUCCCAAGUGCUGUAGCAUCAAGCCUGACCGAGCACACCACUGCAGUGUUUGCAAACGCUGCAUACGGAAGAUGGACCACCAUUGCCCCUGGGUCAACAACUGUGUUGGGGAGAACAAUCAAAAGUACUUUGUGCUGUUCACAAUGUACAUUGCACUUGUCUCUCUCCAUGCUCUAUUCAUGGUGGUUUUCCAUUUUCUCUACUGCUUUGAAGACGAUUGGACAAAGUGCAGUUCCUUCUCUCCACCAGCAACAGUCAUCCUCCUCAUACUCCUGUGCUUUGAGGGACUCCUCUUCCUCAUCUUCACCUCUGUGAUGUUCGGUACCCAAGUCCACUCCAUCUGUACUGAUGAAACUGCAUUUUCUAACCCGCUAGAAUUCUGUUCAACAACCUGGGCAAAAACUCCACAGCCACCACUCCUGGAUGCUUCCACAGGGAAUCGAACGCUUGAAGAGAGAGACAGGGAAGUGGGAGAAGGCGCCAUGCUGGGAAGCCAUGAAGAUGGCGUUUGGUGGUCCGUUCUCCCUGACCUGGUGCAGUCCCUUCUCUGGAAUGAGCUGCAAGAAGAGCCCCACAGAGCUUGCCACUGUUCCGCAGGGGGAGAUCAUCGAGGAGGACGUCAUAGAGAUCCCACUCAACUAGGACUGUCUAUAGACAGCCAUCUGCUGGGCUCCGUAUAUUUGUAUUUUAUACCUUUAUCUAAUCUCUACAGUACCGGGAUAUUAUUAUAGUAUUUGCCCCCUUCCUGUUUUUAGAUUUGGGAGGCAUAUGUGUCACACUUUGAUGUUUUGGAUUUGAUCUCACAAAGACAACCUAAGCAAAUACAAAUAUAUUUGGGUUGUCUUUGUGAGAUAUUAAAAUAGGUUUGAUGAUCUGAAACCAGGGAAGGAGAAAAUACUAUGUGUCAUUGCACAAGAAAAAUGCCUCUCCUUGAAUACCUGUCUCCAAGGAUGCUGUCAGGGAUUUUGGGGCCCAACAUUUAAAAAAAAAAAACAUUUUUCUAGGCCCUUAGACUUGUCUGUCUCAGUGCCAGAUUUGUUUUCCAAAACUGAAAAACAACAACAAUGUGGACCACAUUUAAAAAUUACACCUUCAAAAUCAUUCCAAACAUAGUGUUUUGUAAAAAUGAGAAUGCACUCAUUGGCAAAGCUACCUUGGAUCACCUACUUUGUGCCUGGGCUCUGCUCUUAAAUUACUGGUGGGCAAGCUAGCCAGAUCACAUCUCAUGCUACGUUAGGCCUAGCCUUGACUAUAACAUUUGUGAUCAAAGUUCAAUUCCAUUCAGUGUACAGUGUGCAGUACUUAUACAGUCCUGGCAAAAGGUAUUUGCAGUACGGUGAAUGCAAAAUAUCUGAUAGUAAUUCAUGCCUCCAAAAAUAUUUAGAAUUGCCUUUAGAUGCCACAAGUGUGGAAAAAUCACUACUUUUGUCUAAAUUAAGCUCCUCAAACCACUUCAACAUACAGUAAUUUCUUGGCACUGAGAUGGUGGCACAGCAAUACUUUUAUAGCUUUGUUGCAAAUAAAGGAUGCAUUUUUAAAACGGCUGCAAAAAAAUGUGGGGGUUUACCUUAAACUCAUGUUGUGUUCUACUAACUUGCUGCUUCAGUUUUCAUGUUUGUGAAUUCCAUUGAUUCUAUAUUGUUGUAAUGAGCACUUAUGGCCACAUAUACAUAAAAACUAUUUUUGGGUUCUUCGCAUUUCUUGGAUGGGCAAUAAAAAAUAAAAAUUGCAAAAUGAUUCCACUUACGCAAAGCUGCAAAAACACCGAAGAUACUGUCAUCAAUGUACACUUACUGGACGAGCAUUAUCAAGCAAAUUGUCUUGUUUACGUGGGAUGAUUGCGCCAUCACCAGUUCAAUUGUAUUUCUUGAAAUUUUUUUUUUUUUUUAUUCACAAGAAUGUCAUGUAAACAAGGGGUCAACACUUUAAUUUUAAUAGCGCUUUUCAGCAUGUAGAAACUGUAAAAUGUUGCAGGAGCAAAGUUGGUCACAAAUUUUGAGUCACUCCAAACAUACACUGCGAUUGGCUGGCGACCAGUUCAGGGGGUACACCCAACUCUCGCCCGAAGAUAGCUGGGAAAGGCAACCCGCGUGAGGAGAAGCAGUGCAGAAAAUGGAUGGAUGGAUCCAAACUGUGGAGACCUUUAUAGUACCUACUUUGCAAACAAGAUAGAUGACUGUACUGCCUUUUCCGAGGAAAAUAAUUUUUUUUAAUUUCCUGAAUGGCAUUGAACGGAGGGAGUUAUUGUGGGCUUUUUUUCUUUGUCCACUACCACCCAUUGGCUUUAUCGAAGUGGCAUGAGAGUGACAAAGCAACCUCAAAUGAACACCAACAGUAGCACAAACACAUUUGUCUUUACCACUGUGCCUUAUCUUUCCUGACGUGCACGAAACAUUUUGUCAUAUCUUUAACCUUAGUUGUGUCUCAUGUUUGUCUCUUGUGUGGUCCUGUUGUGUGUUGAGGUGGCAGCAUGAGGGCUUUGAACUCAUUAAAACGGGUGCUGGAAAUCA